AUGAGAAUAACGAUGGUUCUGAGAGAUCAUUACUUCAAACUUGGUUCAGAUAUCCCUGAAGAAAGGAUUCAAGGGGCCGUGGACUUGGUCAAAGAAUUAAAUGCUGAAAAUAAAACUGAAGAGUGGGAUUAUGCUUUAAACAGACUCAUUAAAGGUUUGAAUACCUCAAGACAAAGUGCUAGGUAUGGAUUCUCAAUGGCUUUAACUGAAAUCAUUCAAGAAUUAAUCACCAAAGAUGAUUAUGAUUUAACAGUUUCUUCUUAUUUACAGAAAGUACUUGAUAUCAUCGAGGUGGCUAAAGGGAAAGGAAAAGAUGAAAGAUCAUCAUUGUUUGGAAGAUUAUUUGGAUUCCAAACCAUCAUCAACUCCCAACUUUUAAUAGAAAAGUAUGCUUCGAAGAGUGACAUUUUCAAGUUAAUCGACUGCUUUUUCGAGUUAAGUGUAGCUAAGACUUGGUUAAGAGAAACUAGUGUAUUUUCAUUGGUACAAUUCAUUGGAAAUUUACAGACUAAUCCUAAUAUUGAUGAAAUUUAUGAUUAUAUUCUUUCCCAAACCAAGAAGUUCAACUUAUCUUUGACUUCUGAAGGUAUUGCUAUUUAUCUCGUUAUUCCCAAGAUUGCUGAAAACGACUGGAAGAACAAUUAUCCGCUUUCCAAAGGAAAUAUUCCAGUGUUGUCUAAAGUCUUGAAAGAAAGUUAUGAAGAUAGUGAGUUGAAAAAAGGUAGUUGGUCACCCAGAUUACAUUUUGUAUGGGACUUGAUCAUAAGCAAACUUUUGAACCAACAAAAUCAAUCAGUUGAACAUGUCAAUAAGAAGAGGAAAACAAAUAAACAUAAAGAGCCGGAAUUCAUUUCUUUGAAAGAGUUCUGGAUGAGUAUCAUUGAUAAUAAUUUCUUUUCUGACAAAUCUAGUCAUGAAAGAAAGUAUUGGGGUUUUGAAUUAUUUGAAAAACUCUUCUCUUUGGUUAAUGAACAACAAAUAGAGUACAUCAUUACACCUAACUUCAUCAGAUGUCUUAUUAACCAAAGCAGUAAGAAUGAAAGAAUGCUUAAUAAGAAGUCAGUGAAAGUAUUGAACACUAUCAAAUCCGAAUGUUUGAAGACUCCUAAUAAAUCAUCCUUUACGAUCAAUUGCCUUAUAAGCAGUAAGAACGGAGGAUGUUGGAAUUUUGAUCUUUUAACUAAAUCAAAGACUGUGGAAAGCUUGAUUAACCUCAAACAAGAUAAUUUGUCAGUAAUUGAAUUGAUAAAGGACGUCAUUCUCAACCAGUUCACCGAAUCUUUGACUGAAGGAGAAGGUUUGAAAAAACCAGAGGAUAAUAUACAGAAAUGGUGCUUGAAUAGUUUAUUACAAUUGGUUAAAAGUAACAAACCUUUCAUCAAGAAAGGCAAUUGGGUAAAGGAUGUGCUCAAUGUGAUGUUACUCCAUUCUUUCUUCAAGAAUACUUUGAUUGUAUCCACCAAUACCAGAAACUUAUGUAAAGAAAGAUUAAACUCCAUACUAGGAGAAAUCAUCAGUAUCAAGAAUAACAAUUCAUCAUGGUCUUUAUACUGUAUUGAACAAAUCAAAUCUGUUGACGGUGAAUUAAUAGACUCUUUUGAUGAGGAGUUAGAUAAAAUCCGUGGUCUGUGUGAAGAUAUGUUGGAUACUAUAAGUCAAUUACCCGAAUCAGACAAGAGAUAUAAUUUCGAAUUACUUUUCUCCAUGGUGUUAUUACAGAUUUAUAAUGGAGAUGAAGAUAGUUUUGAAUUGGUUGAUGAAUUGAAAGUUUGUUAUGAAAAAUCCAUGGAAAAUGAUUCUGAUUCUUCUUUGAUCUUAACUGAAAUCAUUCUUUCUUUAGUAUCAAAGAAAUCCUCCCUUUUGAGAAAGUUUUCUAUGAUAAUCUGGGAAAACUUGUUAUGUCAAAAGGACGAAGGAGCUUUGAGAUUAGACGAAGGCUGUUUCGAAUUGUUAUUCAGUGUGUUGGAAACAAGGGAAAAUAAAGAAGGACAACAAAGCCUUUUUGACGGCGAAGAAGGGUUCCAAGAUGGCGACGAAGAUGAGGGUGAUGAUGAAAAGGAAGACGAUGACGAAAAUGAUGAAGAAGAAGAAGAAGAGGACGACGAUGAUGACGAAGAUGAGAGUGAGGACGAUGACAUGGACGAAACUCAAGACAUCGACAAUCAAACCAACAUCAAACUUGCUGAAGCUUUGGGAAUUCCACAUUCUGGUGAAGUCAAAUUCGAGGAUUUAUCAGAUGAUGAUUCAUCCUAUGAAAGCGAAUCUAUGGAUGAUGAACAAAUGAUGGCUAUGGAUGAUAGGUUGUCUAAAAUCUUCAAAGAAAGAAGGGAUAUUCUCAGUUCCGCUGAAAGUGGUAACAAACGUAAAACUGAUGUGUUGGAAGCUAAGGAGAAUAUGAUCUUCUUCAAGAACAGAAUCGUUGAUAUGUUGGAUAUCUUUAUCAAACACAACGAAGGUGAAAUGAUCAAUUUCUCCAUGAUCAAACCUUUAAUCAAAUUGAUUAACUUAACUUUGGAUAAAAAUCUUGCCAACAAAGCCCAAAAAUUGAUCAAAACCAGAUUAUCUAAAACCAAAGUCACUGAAGUCAAUGAUGAGAGUAUUGAUGAACUCCUUGAAUUGGUCAAGUGGUUACACGAACUGAUGAAUGGUAAAGCAAACAUCGCUGCUGUUCAAUCAUCAAAUCAAUGUUCUAUCUUAGUGAGUAAGAAUGUUAUAAACGUCAAACCUCAACUCAUAGAUGAUAUUAUGGAUAUAUAUAGUGAUUCCAUGAAGAAAUGGUUUAAAAACAAAAAGUCCAAUAUUCAACCAGGGUUAUUCUUCGACUUUAUCAAUUGGUUAAACAGUAUCAGGGGAAGAAACUAG
Messenger RNA from Yamadazyma jaroonii, 2862 nucleotides. The record is from the annotation of a GenBank genome assembly. NCBI's taxonomy places the organism in Eukaryota, Fungi, Ascomycota, Pichiomycetes, Serinales, Debaryomycetaceae.